AUGCACAUCUCCACUCCCGCCCUCCUCAUACCCCUCAUCCUCGCCGCCCUCGCGGCCACCACUCCCGUCCCCGCCAACUCCGACCCGACCCCUGCCACCACCUCCACCACCACCUUCACCCCAACCCCCCACCUCCUCCCACGCGCCCCCGCAAGAGCCAAAAAAGUGUCACCACCGCCCCCACCCCCCCCACCCCGCCGCAUUAACGCAGCGCCACGAACGCAAUGGGGCGGAGCCCCACGAACGCAAUGGGCCGGAAACUCACCACCAUCGUUUCAGGUACGGCCGGGUAUAGGUCUCUCGGGUGGUCAAUGGACAGUGCCUAAACCACCACGGGUGGUCGGAGGCCCACGGGGAGUACCUCCCUCACGAGGCGCCGGAGGUGGAGGUGGACGUCCACGCCCGGCGCAGAGGCCGAAGCCGAGGAGGGGUUGA
Molecule: messenger RNA, 435 nt
Organism: Morchella importuna
Lineage: Eukaryota; Fungi; Ascomycota; Pezizomycetes; Pezizales; Morchellaceae
Exons: 1
Coding region: 1-435 (144 amino acids)
Source: RefSeq, a predicted model, not a curated record